Messenger RNA from Drosophila mojavensis, 1248 nucleotides. RefSeq lists its product as uncharacterized. The record is from RefSeq and is a predicted model, not a curated record. The transcript has 2 exons. Bases 163 to 1101 code for a protein of 312 amino acids. NCBI's taxonomy places the organism in Eukaryota, Metazoa, Arthropoda, Insecta, Diptera, Drosophilidae.
UGAGGGCAAUUGAAUUCAGUUCGUUUUUGACUUUGGCACUGAACACAGUAAAAAUCCAGGGCUAUGAAAUUCAAUCAAAGUUUAGUUGUUUAGAUAUUAUUUUGGCCAUACCUUUCAGAGAUAAAUCGUGAGUGUAACUGUUUCCCUGGAUUAAACUUUAAUAUGAUUGAUAACAAGGUACUCUUCAAUUCGUUCAAUAUUCGUGCUACCUCGGAAAUGAGUUCACGCAAAAAGAGUACGAUGCUCAGGCGACGGGCAUCGGCGGGCGGCAGGCUAGAAGCGCCAAGAGCUUCGGCCACAUCGUUGAGAACUAGGGAGAUUUUGAGGGAUCAGCAUAAUGACCUAUAUGCAAAGUUAGUCGAAUUGAAGUCGAGUCAAGCUGCAGAGGGCGGUCAGCAUUCGAAAAUGAUCUCGAAUGAGGAGACUUCAGGUCACCCAUCAGUUUCCACGGCAAAAAGCCAGGGAAUGCAUCAUCAUGAAGUGAAUGCUCCUCAGCUCGAGCACCCAGAAUCGAAUGUAGAGGAAAAGCCUUCGGGCCACGCAUCAAGGACUACAAGAAGAGGCCCAGAUUCAAUGAACUGCCCUGAUCUCGAGCUCACAGAAUCCUACCAUACAAUAGGGUCUGCAACAGACAUUCAUGCGGAAACUAAUUCCCCUGUCCUCGAGCAGAGUGAAUCGAACUUAGAGGUUAAGACUUCAGGUCACUCAGGCUCUCUAGGGACUCAUCGACGCUCGCGCAGAACUCCGAAACGAUCCGAUAUGCUGAAAGCAGUCGUUGUUUCGAUAAGGAAGCAGCUAGAGGACUCGAUAAGGACGGCAGAGUCGGUCGUCUCGUGCCACAUUUUAAGGUCGGCCACUAGAAGCCAAGUUUCCAUAAGGAAGCAUCGCAAGGCGCGCAAAGCUAUCCGCCAGUUUCCAGCUCAAAUGAAUCUCUAUGUGAAAGGCGCCACAUCAGACAGUGGCAAUGCCCAACCCGUGCUAAAGGUUGUCCUUGCUUCUAUCAGGAAGGAGCUAACUCAGUCCAUAAAGACAGCAGAGUCGCUAAUCCUGAAGGCGACGAAGCUAUGCAAUCGCCUCGAGGCCUACAACAACAUCACAUAGUCUCAAUGAGGCACUCUACGCUGACGAAUGCCUAACUGACCGAUCUGAGCUGUACCUAUAUAUGAUAUAUCUAUGAAAAUCUUGUGCAAGUCUAUUUUCUGGACUUGCCAAUAAAAAUAAAAAUUCUAAAUAAUAGAAAAACUUAAA